AUGGCUUCGAGGAGUGAUACUUACGAGUUCUCUCCACGUAUACAACCUUUGGAGGGUGUGGAGUAUCCUCUUACUGUACAGUACUGCGGGGAGUGUACACUGCCUAUAGAAUACUGUGAAUUUUCCAUUGAUCCGGCUAAAUGUAAGUCAUGGCUUGAGAAGAACCUUCCUGAGGUAUUCGAACAAGUAAAUACUAAGGAACAACCAGCCGACGAAAGCAGCUCAAAGAAAAAGUCUCGCCAAAUUCGAGGGGGAAAAGGAUCUGGCCCUAAGAAACCCUCUGAGCAGAGAGUGUCCGUCUCUCGUGCCAGCAGGGGCAAGAACAAGUUUACAACAAGUGUUACGGGCUUGGAUACAUAUGGAAUUGAUUUGAAGCAAGCUGCCAAAUUUUUUGGACAGAGAUUUGCUACUGGCAGUUCUGCCAACAACUUCGGCGAAAUCGUCAUUCAGGGUGAUGUUAAGUUUGAGCUCAUGGAAUUAAUUCCCCAAAAAUGGAAAGAAAUCCCGGAGGGUUCAAUCGAAGAUCUGGGCGACAUAAAACGCUAG
Messenger RNA from Hydatigera taeniaeformis, 546 nucleotides. NCBI's taxonomy places the organism in Eukaryota, Metazoa, Platyhelminthes, Cestoda, Cyclophyllidea, Taeniidae. The record is from the annotation of a GenBank genome assembly.